Molecule: messenger RNA, 1958 nt
Organism: Scleropages formosus (Asian bonytongue)
Lineage: Eukaryota; Metazoa; Chordata; Actinopteri; Osteoglossiformes; Osteoglossidae
Gene: nt5c3a
Product: 5'-nucleotidase, cytosolic IIIA
Exons: 11
Coding region: 271-1128 (285 amino acids)
Cellular component (GO): cytoplasm
Molecular function (GO): magnesium ion binding; 5'-nucleotidase activity
Source: RefSeq, a predicted model, not a curated record
UCGGAGGGGUCGUCCUGGCGCAGUACAUCUUCACCAAGAAGAAGAGAGCGGCCAGGAAGACCAAGAUUAUUGACAUGUGGGAGAGAACCGACCGCCGUGGCACCAGUCCUCAGCAGUCAUGAGUGGCUGUAACAGAACAGAGGGUCAUGGGUGGGAUUAGCAGAUCUGCUUUUGGUGACACCCCCUGCUGGAGCUAUAUAAGCUAUGGACUGACAGAGAGAACUUUCUUCUCUUUUCACACGUCCACUGGUGUCAGGACACGGCACAGCGAUGCCGCAGUUUGAGAAGUCCACAGUCCACAUAAGGAACCCGGAAUAUGUAGAGGAGAUCAUCUGCAGCCUGAUCAAGGGUGGGGCCUCUAAACUCCAGAUCAUCACAGACUUUGACAGGACAUUAAGCCGGUUUUCGAACAAUGGCCAACGGUGCCCCACGUGUCACAACAUCAUUGACAACUGCAAGCUGGUCACAGAUGACUGCAAGAAACAGCUGCUGAAGCUGAAAGAAAAAUAUUACCCCAUUGAAAUUGACCCACAUCUCCCCAUGGAAGAGAAAUUCCACUUUAUGGUGGAGUGGUAUUUCAAGUCACACACAUUAUUGGUGGAACAGCGGUUACAGAAAGACAAACUUCCGGAAGUUGUACGAGAAUCUGAAGUGUGUUUAAGGGACGGGUAUGAACAGUUCUUCGACAGACUCCACCAACACGACGUACCCGUGUUCAUCUUCUCAGCUGGCCUGGGGGACGUGCUGGAGGAGAUAAUCCGGCAGGCGGGGGUCUACCAUCCCAACAUCAAAGUGGUCUCCAACUUCAUGGAUUUUGACGAGAGCGGCAUCCUGAAAGGCUUCAAGGGGGACCUGAUCCAUGUUUACAACAAGCAUGACGGAGCACUGAAAAACUCAGACUACUUCAAGCAGUUGAAGGAUAACUGCAACAUCAUCCUGCUGGGUGACUCGCUGGGAGAUCUCAACAUGGCUGACGGCGUGCCUAAUGUGGAGAGUAUCCUCAAGAUUGGCUAUUUAAAUGACGAGGUAGACGACCAGCUGGAGAAAUAUCUGGACUCUUAUGACAUCGUUUUGGUGAGGGAUGAAACUCUGGAAGUGCCCAAUUCCAUCCUGCAGAAGAUCCUUUAAAUAGUCUGUGUUGUGACUGGACCCCGGACACCAGCUCCUCGCCGUGUGCCCGCCCCACCGUCCUGCAUUGUCAAAAACUUUUCUCCGUGCGAAUUAAUUAUUUUGAAGCACUGCACUGUUUGGUUUCCCUCCUUUCAGCACCUGUCUCCUUCAUAUUUCCUGAAACCACUGGGGAGAAAACACAGCCGAAAUAAUGACUUAAUAUGAAUUUAUCUAAAACUUUGCACAUUGUUGUUGUUGUGUUUUUGUGUAGAAGUUUGCAGUCAUUAAAGGGAACACUGCACAGUUUACGGUCGAGAACGAUACCCUACGAGCCAGUGUGCAAUUCAGUGUUCUGUUACUAUGUCUCUGUGUCUCUCGUAACAUUAAUUAAUGAAGAAUCAGGUUUCGUAUUCAUUGGUUCUUUCUUUCAAUUAUAUUAUUUGAUGCUUCAGUUAUGAAGUUCAUUGCCUUGAGUUGUGCAACAUCUGCACACUUCCUGCUCUAGAGAGGUAAAUCACUAGAGACAUAAUGUCUUACCUGUGUAUUCCUGUGCCUCACUGGGCAGGACUUACUGGUGGAUCAGAUACACUGAUUUGGCUGUGCAGUGUUGCAUUGCGCAGGAUAUUUCAUUAUAUAUGUUUAUACAUUUAUUCGGCAGGUGGACUGCUGCAACAGCCCGUUAGCCAGCUGUGGAAUAUUUUAAAACGGCACUUGUAUGGGGACUGAGGAAUGUGUUAAGGGGAGUUGUUUUAUUCUGUGUGUGGACCGACAUCCUGUACACAUCAGUUUUUGUUCAUGCAGUGGCAUUCAGUGAAUUAGGAGCUUUAAGCUUCCUUUACUUUGUUUUU